CUUCGUUUUUUAUAGAGAUAAAAUUUAAAUAAAAUCAGUGAAAUUGCUAUAAGUGAUAUAACGAUUCCAAUCAUUUUUAAGUGCGCAUUAUCUUAAUAAAUAUUUAAAGUAUUCUAAUUAUGCUUAUACUUAUUUAACAUAAUAUCAUUGAUACAAUUCUUGAUAGAUAUGACAAUAAAGAAGAAAACUUAUCAACGUCAAUCACGGCGUCUACUUCGAUCAAAAAUUGUUCCAAUAUUUUCAAUAAAUUACGUUUUGAAUUUUAAAUUAAUCAUAGACAUGAAAAUAAGAAAUAUAUAUUGAAGAUACUAGUGUAUAAUAAGAUAUAAAAAAAAGUGCAAUCAAGUGCAUAAAGUAAACAAAGUGCAAACAGUUGAUUAUAAACAUCAGUUUUCAAUUGAGUGUUCUGUAAAGAAUAAUAAUGUUUCUUGAAAAUAAUAAUGCUUUCCUUUCAUAUAUCAAAGGUUACUCUCAUUUAAUGAAGUUUAUAAAAUAAUUUUUAAUCAAUUUACUUAUCUCAUUAUUGAGGCUUAAUUUGUGUAAGAAAUAAUUAUAAAUGAAAGUAUAUAAAAAUGACUUCUUUCAAAGUGAUAUAAUUAUAAAAUAAAAUUGUAAAUAUAAAAAACAUAAUGGACAUCAAUAGGUUAGUAAUAAUCAGUGUGGUAACGGAUGAGAAAGAACUAAAUAUAUCGUAUACAGUAGGAUGGUCAAUUGAAGAUCUUUGUAUAAAGAUAUGCAAAAUAUUUGGGAUAGGUCCUGUGGCAAGGCAUCUUUUUGCUUUACGGAAUCAUGCUACCAAACUUUGGUAUCCUGCAAAUUACAAAUUAGAAAAUAAGGAAAAAAGUAAAUUUGAUUUUCGUUUAAGAUUCAAACCAGCCAGUUUACAAACAUUAAAACGCAUAGAUGAAAGAGCUUAUGAUUAUUAUUUUCAACAAGCUCGUUCUGAUGUAAUGGAAAAUAAAGUACCAGAUAUCGUUUAUGAAAGGCAUAAACGUGAAUUGAUUGGAUUAGGUGUUAGUGAUAUGUAUAGAGUGAUGCUUGAAAAACGUAUACCAAGAGAAAUUGUAGAAUCAGAGUACAAGAAAUAUAUUCCAAAGGAAUGUAUUAAACGUCAUGCUUUUUUUAUAAAAAAACCUAUACAUAAUGCACUUGGACGUAUUUCUGGACAUGAUGCUUCUUAUGUAAAAGAACAGUACCUGAAACAAUUUGAAUGCAUGGCACCGAAUUAUCCAUAUGAGGAAUAUAAAGCUUUAAUGGAUAAAGGUAUUCCAAAUCCUCCAUCUAAAGUAGUACUUAGGGUAAAUGUUGAUGAAGUAAAAUAUUGUGAAACGGAAUCUGGUGCUUGGAAUCAACUUUGUGCAAUAGAAGAUCUUUGUUUUAUUUCCAUAAGACAAGACAAUACUGUAGAAGUAUCAAGAAAAAAUGGAAUACCCUCGUAUUUAAAAUUUCCAACCAGUAAUCUUCUUAUGUCGUUUGUUUCUGCUUUGGAUGGCUACUAUCGUUUGGCUAUUAAAUGGACUUUUAAUUUGUGUAGAGAUGUCACUACACCAAGUUUAGAAAAGCUACAUAAGCUGAAAUGUCAUGGACCAGUUGGAAGGGAAUUUGCAUAUGGAAAACUUGAAGAAAAACGUGCCAAUCGUCCCGGAUCUUACAUACUCCGUGAAAGUGAGACAGAAUACAAUGUUUAUUAUUUCGACUCUUGUGGCAAAGAUGGAAAUCUAAUGUCACAAAGAAUAGAAGAACUUGCUGUUAACGAAUUUGUUAUACAAAAUAAUAUAGAAAGAUAUAAAUCUUUAGGACAUUUUAUUUCUUCAUUUCAAGAUCCCGAAAGUCAACCAUAUCUUUUGGAAUGUUUACCACCUUCAGAAUAUGAUAAAUCACCAUUAUUAAUUUGUGCACCAGAAAAUGUGGGAAAUGAGGUUGCUGCCGAUGAAGAAAUCAUUGCAUCUCUUUUGGAAAGUGGACCUCGUUGUGUUCCUCGUGACCAAUUGCAAAUUUAUAAAGUGUUCUCAAAAAAUAGCGAAUCUUUGAAUGUACAACCACCGGCCACGAGAUUGCAUAGGGCAAUGUGGCGUGUUACGAAAGGAAAAAAGUUGGAAGUUGCUAUAAAAAUACUCAAAGAAGAAGAAUGGUGUUCUACUAAAGAAUUUUUAGAAUUAGCUGGAAAAUGGGGUCAAUUGAGAUCAGGUGCUUUAGUAAGAUUGUAUGGUUUAACUGUAACACCAGCGAUUGGAAUGUUAUUAGAAUUAGUAAGACUUGGACCAUUAGAUGCAUACUUACGUAGCACUUCUCCACAAACUAUAAAAACAGUUGAUAUGGUUGAAGCAGCUGCAUGUUUAGCCAAUGCACUAUGGCAUUUGGAGGAAAAUGGUGUUAUUCAUGGAAACAUUAGAUGUAAAAAACUUCUUGUUCAUGCACACACAGAUAAUAGUUUCAUAGUUAAAUUAGCUGAUCCUGGUCUUUUUAUUUAUACAGAUAAGGAUGUACAUUGGUUGCCACCUGAAUUUUAUUCAAAUCCGGAAAUUGCAAAAUGUAAUUUCCAAACAGAUAUAUGGGCUGUAAGCACUACAGUUUGGCAAAUUUUUUCAAGGGGAGCAGAACCUCCCACAUACCAUGACCUGAAUAUUGUGAAAAAGUAUUAUGAAAGUGGUAAACGUUUGCCUAUACCAAGUAGCUGUCCAGUAGAAGUUUAUAAAUUAAUGUUGGAAUGUUGGGGUGAAUCUAAUGGUAUAAGAAAACAGCCUCAAGCAAUAAUGCGUGAUAUCAAUCAAAUUCUCUAUCAAGUAUACAAUUCAAGAAGAACGCACGCAUAUGCGACUGCAUUUCCUAAAUUAUUUAGUGAUUCUGAUCAUAUACAUGAAGAUGAUUCUGAUACAAUAGACGAUAAAUCCAUAAAUUCUGAAUCACAUGCAAGUAGUCUUAUUACUGAUAGAACUAGUUUACCUUGGGAUGACAUCGAUGACAACACAAAAGAAUUAAUUAACAUUAAUGAAAGUUACACCGGUAGUGCUGAAGAACUUUCAAAUUAUUUAAGUUGGUUAAAAAGUACAGCUAGAGAUAUAGAAAGUUGUAACGAUCGAUCAAUGGCGGGUGUUAUUAACUGUUCAGAUCGUACAACACAUGCUCUUCGUAUUACUCAUGAUGGUAGUAUCGGCGACGUUAGCAUAGUUAAUAAUAAUUGUAGUAGUGUAAGCGACGAUGGCACUCGAAUGCAAAAUAUUUUUGAGUUGAAUGCAGAUUGUUAUAUUAUUCUACAAGGUCGAAUAGGUCAAGGAUUUUAUGGUGAAGUUUAUAAAGGUAUACUGGAAAGGGAUGGCGGAAAAGAUAUAGAACCACAACAAGUGGCUGUAAAAAAGUUGAAAACUCGUGCUUUAGAAGCCGAUUUACGUGAUUUUGAAAGAGAAAUAUCUAUUAUGAAGACUCUAAAACAUCCAAAUGUCGUAGAAAUUUUGGGUGUCAUAUCAGAACCUGAAGUAUGUUUAGUAAUGGAAUUUGUAAAACAUGGAUCACUUCAAAGUUACUUAUCUUUACAUCGACAAACACUUACUCAUAAAAAAUUACUUGGUUUUGCCUUAGAUAUUGCCACUGGUAUGGAUUAUCUAGGACAUAAAAGCAUUGUUCACAGAGAUCUUGCUGCAAGAAAUAUCUUGGUUGCAGAUGAGAGUAAGGUGAAGAUUAGUGACUUUGGUCUGGCUCAAGUAACUGGAAAAAAUGAUUACUACAUACUUCAAACUAAUCGAGAUCUCCCAAUAAAAUGGUAUGCACCAGAAAGUUUAAGAGAUGGAAAAUUUUCACCACGUUCAGAUGUUUGGUCGUUUGGUGUAACAAUGUAUGAAACAUUUGGCUUAGGUAAAGAUCCAAAGUUACCGGGUAUCGUUUCAGAUGUUAGAGAUAAAAGUGCAAAUGAAAUCAGUGAUUCUGAGAUAGGUAUAGAAGAAGGAAGUGCUGAAUUAUUAGCAGCUCUUGAAAGAGGUAGUAGGCUUCCUUGUCCACCAACUUGUCCGCAGCAAAUUUACGUCAAACUUAUGUAUCCAUGUUGGCACUUACAUAGUCAUAAGAGACCAGAUUUUGCAUCUCUCUGUAGAGAUAUUAGAGAACUGCUUAACCAUUAUUAAAAUAUUAAUAGGAAUAGUUUUAAAUAAUCGUGUUCCUUAAGGAAUAAAUAUCUAGUCGACGAUUUUAUUCGCGACGUGUUAUGUAUUAAAAAUAUACUAAAUAUUUUGUUUUAAAAA
Messenger RNA from Vespa velutina, 4232 nucleotides. RefSeq names its product tyrosine-protein kinase hopscotch (gene hop). Gene Ontology annotation, molecular function: ATP binding; non-membrane spanning protein tyrosine kinase activity; cytokine receptor binding. Lineage: Eukaryota; Metazoa; Arthropoda; Insecta; Hymenoptera; Vespidae. Bases 630 to 4115 code for a protein of 1161 amino acids. The transcript has 13 exons. Gene Ontology annotation, biological process: hemopoiesis; intracellular signal transduction; peptidyl-tyrosine phosphorylation. Gene Ontology annotation, cellular component: cytoskeleton; membrane; cytosol. The record is from RefSeq and is a predicted model, not a curated record.